AUGUUAAAGCAGUUACACUAUACACCAGAGCAGCAGCUAGAGUGCGCUCUGUCGUCACUACAAGAGAAAGCCUAUCAGUGGUGGGAUAUAGUGUCUAGAGCAGUGCAGCUGACAGCGCUUACUGAGGAUUUCUUCUUGACUGAGUUCAAGAAGAAGUAUAUUAGUCAUAUAUACUUAGAGGCUAGAAGGAGAGAGUUCUUAACUCUAAAACAGAGGCAGCUCACGGUCUCUGAGUAUGAGAGAGAAUUUGUGAGGUUAGGAAGAUAUGCCCCAGAGAUAAUGCCAAAAGAGGCAGAUCGAUGCCUUAGGUUUGAGGAUGGACUGCAUGACAAUAUUAGACUUAUAGUGAUGGCACAUGAGUAUACAGACUUCUCCAAGUUAGUGGACGCAGCUCUUAAUGUAGAAAGAGUACGAAAUGAUGAGCAAACCCGGAGAGAUAGACACCGAAAGAGGAGUUUUGGGCAAGGUCAAUCCAGUACACCAGUUUCUGAGGGUAAGAGGCCUAAGGGUUCACCAAGCCAGGGCCAGAUACAGAGGUCUCAGUUUACACAAAGAGGAGGACAGUCCAGAGCAUCAGUGGGGAGUUCUCCAGGCACCGCAGUAGAGGGAUUAACCUCCAUACCAUUAUGCACCUACUGUGAGAGGAGGCACCGAGGAGAGUGUCGAUUGUUGACCGAGGGAUGCUUCCAAUGCAGAGCUACUGAUUAUUUUCUACGGGAUUGUCCCCAUAGGAGUGUUCCCACUGCCCCACUACCGACUGAGAGAUCUACCCCUGCAGCUCAGAGGGGUAGACGACUUGCUAGGCCAGAGGCGAUGGGUACAUCACAAAGACCAGCUUCUGGGACCAUUGAGCGGCCCGAGGUUAGAGUAGCACCUCGUAUAUAUGCUAUGAGAGCACAGGAGGGACCAGAGUCGGCACAUGUUGUUAGAGGUACAUUUCUCAUUAUCAUACUUUAG
Molecule: messenger RNA, 957 nt
Organism: Hevea brasiliensis (rubber tree)
Lineage: Eukaryota; Viridiplantae; Streptophyta; Magnoliopsida; Malpighiales; Euphorbiaceae
Exons: 1
Coding region: 1-957 (318 amino acids)
Source: RefSeq, a predicted model, not a curated record